Messenger RNA from Oryzias latipes (Japanese medaka), 2838 nucleotides. The record is from RefSeq and is a predicted model, not a curated record. Lineage: Eukaryota; Metazoa; Chordata; Actinopteri; Beloniformes; Adrianichthyidae.
UUUUGAUCCUAAUUGCCUUUAAAAUAUGUCCUCCAUCAUCAGAAAAGGCUACACGAACAUGUUAAAGGCACCAUUUUCACCAGAGUGUCUUCAACAAACAACUCCUUAAAAUAUUUUAUUACAUGCAUUAAAAAAAAAUUUAAAGUGAGUUUUCCUGAAAUGUCUUCAACAGCUGAUGAGCUGAUUUGUGUGCAGCAGAAAAUUAAGGCAUUUAGUUAUUACUGGCUGCACAAUUAAGCACCAACAGUUUUUUUUUAUUUGGUUCGUUUAUACAUCUGAGUAAUUUGAAGGUUUAUGAGGCAGCAGAUAGUGGUGCAAAAGUAUACAUCCACUUAAUAACCAGCUGUGAAAUUCAAUUAAAAAGCAGCUGACUUCAAAUUUUUUUUUUAAGCAAUGCUUUUACUUUUUUUUUAAUUUUGUAGAUUUUCAGUUAAAUACAAACUUUAUCAACGGAAAAAUUUGCAGAUAAAACAUAUCUAGAAUGAAGACAUUCAAGUAAACCUGCAGUCGAUUUUACCGGGCUGUAAAUAUGUGACUGCAGUGGUUUGACUUCAUUGUGUUUUAUUCUUUUCUGCGGGAAAAAAAAAGGAAAAAAAAGGAAAGACUCAGCAGCAGCUGGCUUAUCAUAUUUUGCCACGCUGAAAGGAGGAGGCUGUGAGGUUUUUACACUUCAGCCUCCUGGGGCAGUAAAAAAAGAUGACUUACAGCCAUUUGCUUUACUGUCCCUGCAAAGGGCCAACCUCAUCAUGGUCAGCUCCACCGCCCUUCCCCCUCAUCCUUGAGUUAACUGCCUGUCCACACCAGAAUGAGCUGGCUGUAAACCACACCAGGUCUAUUAAUUAAUUAAUGUACCCUAACUGCAAGGCUGGCUCCCUCCUUUGUGGAGGAGCAGUUCUCGACGAGCUACAGGGGUGAAUUCUGGGGGUUUGGUUCCUGCGGUGUUGUAGCAGAAAAGGCAACAGAUAAAGAAGCAGAUAGCUUUGGAUUGGAGGAAAGCGGCGGCACUGCUCCCACCAUUAAUCACCUGAAGGGCCAUUGUGGUCUUGUCCUGCAUACGGCGCCAGUGCAAGCAGACACACAAGCAGAGAACGAAGAAGAAGGAGGAAGAGGAGGAGACGGGACAGGGUGCUGUGAGAGAAUGGUUGGGGAGCAGCCCGUGUGCCCACCUCAGCUUCUGCUUCGGGGCUGGGGAACAGUGCUGCUGUCCCAGUGCUUGCCCUCCGUCUUCUCCCAGAUCCCGGAUCCUGAGCUUUUACCCACAGAUCCCCCGAAGAAGCCGGACCCCAUCACUUCAGAGUCAGUCGUUUUCUGGGGGCUGCGAUUAUGGCAGGUCAUUGGCAUCUUUGCAAUGUUUGCUUUGGCAAUCGUUAUCACGCUCUGCUGUAUUUUUAAGUGCCGCAUCCCGAGGACUAAAAAGGAAAUUGAGGCGCGGCACGCUCAAAGACAAGCUGCCAAGAAAUAUGCCAACACAUUAGAGACAGUGCCACCUCUCAACGAGCUGACGGAGAUCCCAGGAUCGGUGCCAGAUGCCUCUGCAGUGCCAACUGUGUCUGAGCAGGUUCAGGCUCAGAGUGCUCACAGCAGCCCGCCUUCAGUACUUAGUGUCGGCGAGGAGCAGCCCAGCUCGCUGUCUUUGCCAGAAACAGAAUGAUAUUUUCCUCUUUUCCACCUUCUCUUAUCUUCCUUCAAACAUUCCUCUCUGACUAAGCCGCUUUAGAAAACAUGGGCUUUGCGGUGACAGUCCCUCCCUAAAGUCCCCUUUGUGCAUUUAUCACACAUGCUUUCAUCUCGUCUAGCAUUCAGUCCACUCGGGACCAGAUGCAUGAAUGAUGACUUAACGCAGAAACCAUGCACAGACCUGCACAAACUCCUAUUCCAGAAAAGACAGAAUAGAGUCAUGGGUAUUAUCUGUCACUGCUGUGCAAAUUUCACACUUGCUGUGAUCUUACAACCUUUUCUGACAGCAGUCAUCUGUUUCCCCAGAUGUUAGAAAAAAAAAAACAUGUUUUGGGGUCCAAAUACAUGUCCAGUGCUUAUGAUUCAUUAAAAUAUUUUGCACAGCUCUUUAAAUCAAGUGAAAAAGAAACAAAUUAACAACCAUGUUUUUCUGCGAACAAAGGUUUAAGGCACACAAUACAUACAUUUUGUGCAUAUUGCACUGAGGAAAAUUGGUCACACGUGAAUAUGUAUGGAAAAAGGAAAAAAUUGUGGUCUCUACAUGGAAAUGUGAUGUAUUACGAAUAAAUCACGUUAAAAUCCCGAAAGAAGUACGAAUAAACCACGCAAAGAACACGUAAAUCAACAUAGAACAUGAACGGUGUGAUUAUUUAGCUGUGUUUAUAUGCAACUGAUUACUUAUUGGUGCGUUGAUUACGUAAUUCUAAUCUGACAUGUGUGCUGUAUGUGCAAUGUAAAAGUUAUCCAUUUGUGGUACAUGCGUGAAAAGUUUGUUGUGUCCAAUUGUGCAAGUUCUCCCUCUUAAAAAUAGGAGAGAGGCCUGUUAUUUUCAUCAUAGUUAUGCCACAACGAUGGCAGACAAAGUGCGAGAGAAAAUCCAGAAAAUCACAUUGUCUAAUUUUUAAAGAAUGUAUUUGUAAAUUAUGGUGGAAAAGAAAUAUUUGGUCGCCUACCAACAAGCACGAUUUGUGGCUCUCACAGACCUGUAACGUCUUCUGUAAGAGGAUACUUUGUCCUCCACUCGUUACCUGUAUUGAUGACACCUGUUUGAACUGGUUGUCUAUUCAUGACACCUGUUCACAACCUCAAACAGUCACACUCCAAACCCCACUAUGGCCAAGACCAAAGAGCUGUCAAAAGACACCAGAAACCAAAUUGUUG